Molecule: messenger RNA, 540 nt
Organism: Hibiscus syriacus
Lineage: Eukaryota; Viridiplantae; Streptophyta; Magnoliopsida; Malvales; Malvaceae
Exons: 7
Biological process (GO): GPI anchor biosynthetic process
Cellular component (GO): endoplasmic reticulum membrane
Source: RefSeq, a predicted model, not a curated record
AUGGCCUGGAGCGAUUCUCUGAAAGUCAAUGUUUAUUCCAUCAAUCUCAUCUCUGAUCCCACCGCCACUCUUCGUUUAAUAUGGGCUAUUGAAUUCCCGGUUGUUAUCCUUCUUUUCAGUUGUUGUAGACAGAAACCGGAGAAUUGCUCGUAUUUGAAAGCUAUUUCCCGAGGUCUGUUGGAACUUCCUGUUGGGGCUCUUUUAAAUGCGCUUGGAGCGUUAGCUUUGGGGGCACCCGUCGGAUUGCACAAGUACUUUGAAAGGACCAUUAGCUGGUCUCUUCUGAUGUCUUCAUUGACUGUGAAACAGCUGGCUUCAUUCUGUGAAACAUUACCUGCUGAUAUAGAUGUUUGGUAUCAUUUUCUUAGGCCAAAAGGACCUUUGGAUUUUAUGCUUUGUCUACCAGCACAUGGAGCUGUCAUUGGAGCUUGGUUUGGUACUUGGCCUAUGCCACUUGAUUGGGAACGCCCUUGGCAGGUAGCAUCUCCUCCUCUUGAUUCAUUGCGACUUAAAAUUUUGGUUUUUAUAGUAAAUUUAAGU